This is a messenger RNA of Auanema sp. JU1783, 2088 nucleotides long. The record is from the annotation of a GenBank genome assembly. NCBI's taxonomy places the organism in Eukaryota, Metazoa, Nematoda, Chromadorea, Rhabditida, Rhabditidae.
AUGUCCUCAGAUAACAGAGAGCAGUUAAGGACACCUAUUCUAGUUGUGCCUGAAGCACAACAAGGUUCAGCUGAUGCAGAGCAUGAGCUAGGGCCCCUACAAUUAGGAGCUGUUCAAAUAUUAAACAGCGAGAAUGUAGGAAAAAAAUUAGGUUUUAAUGCAGAAAAUCUUGCCAGCACUAGCUCCAGUGUGACGUGCGAACAGUCCAGAGCUUCUGCACGUAAAAGAAAGCAGUCAAGGCCCCUGGAUUUCUCAGAUGGAGAUGAUCAAAUGGAGGAAUCUUCAGCAGAUACAUGUUGGGCUGAAGAUGGCACAGAUAUGGAUGAAGAAGACUCACUUCCUCCACAAUUGGCCAGGCUAUUUCGCACACUGGACAAACUCGACGCAGAAGAGAAUCCUGUAGUUGUUGAGCAACGUGAGUGUUCUCAUUUCUCAGAUGAGUCUGCUAGCCAAAGAAAAAAGCUUGAUUUUGAAGAUGAUGAAGACUCCGAUGAUGAAUACGAAGAAUCGGAUGAUGAAGAUGAACGAGUUCUUGAAAAGGAAAGUACAGCUGGGGAGGUCAAACCAGCUGCGAUUGAGCAGCGAAAUUUGCUUGAUUUCGAAGAUGAUGAUUCGAAUGAUGAAGACGGAGAAGCUAGCGAUGGUCACGAAGAAAUGAAUCAUGGAGAGAAAAAUACGAACGAAAAUGAUGACCAGAACAUUGAAAAGAAUCCUGAGCCUAUCCGUCCGGUUGUCGAAAGAAAAUUUAGAGGCAAAGAUCUUUCGUUAAUGACAAUAACUCGGUUAGUAACGAGUUCAGAUGAGGAUAGUAACGAUGGAGAUGAAGAUGAAGAUCGGAAUUAUGAAAAGAGCUGGGAGAAUGAAGAACAGAACUUCCCAUAUGUUCAGCUGCAGAGUGAACGAUCUGAACGCUUGCUCAAUAGAAAAAGAAAAGCCUGUGGAUGGGAACCCUGUGGUACUUCGAAAGUUCCUAGGAGAGUGAGAACCGCUAAGAGUUCGAAAAAAUCUUCAUCAGAAGAUUAUUCGGAACCCUCCACCUCAGAUGCUGACCGAUGUAGCGAAAUCGCUGGUUCAGAGAGAGGUUCAUCUGAUUUGAGCGUCGAGCAACCUUUCCUCGAAGAGCCUUCUCUCGACAGGCCUGAAAUCAGGGAUUCUGAAUGUCGCUGGAUGCUGGAACUGGAUGACGACUCUUUGAGAGAAGUCCUGGAGUUCUUUCCAAGCUCUCCUUCUCAGAAGUCCUGUGUCAUCAAGCAUCUGGACACCUCAAGUUACGAUCGCUUGCUCAGCGUUCGUAACACACUUAAUCCGGACUAUGAAAUGGCCAUAACAUAUGAGCUUCUAAGGCUCAAACAAGCAACAAGAUUGCUUGUUUUAGAGGCUGUUGUCAGCAACUUCCUCUUUUAUUCAACAAUAAAAGACGUAGACCGUGGCUUUACCGAGACAUGGAACAAGAUGCUGAAAGCUUCUCAACUGAUUAAGAAACUGGCACAACAACACUACAGUGGAAACCAUGAUCUUCGGAAGUUAUUCAUGUAUAAAUUACUUGAGAUUCUUGGAUUAGGACCGAAAGUUCAUUUUUACCGGAACUCGGGGCAGCAUUUUGGCUUUUACACUGCUAGCGAAAGAGUUCCCGAUUACGAACCCAUAAGGUUCCGUUCAGAUGCAACAACGAAAAUCUCUCCAUUGUAUUAUCCAGUUAGAUUGCUAUGCUGUUGCUUUUAUUUGAGAGAUUUGUUAAACGACGACAGAAACUCUGGUGUUGACAGUGAUGGACGGCUAAAAAUAGUACACUUCGGGAUGCGUUCUCAUACACAUGCUACAGAACGGCAAGCCGUCAAUUAUUGUAGUUAUAAGGGAAAGAAAAGUCGAAAUGAUAUGGCUGAUAAGGCAAUUGAAAACGAGAAAAACCUUUUUCAAAGGUAUUCCAUCACUUUUGAAGAGAACCGGGAUUAUGAUCAAUACUUGACUAAGAUCAAGAAAAAUGUUCAAUACAUCACGGUUCAUUGCCAUAAAUUAGAGUCCGAAGGGACAUUAUUUGCUCUUUGUCUCCGUCUAGUUGAUCCUAAUCAAAUUCCGUUCCGUUUAUAA